Molecule: messenger RNA, 1587 nt
Organism: Panicum hallii
Lineage: Eukaryota; Viridiplantae; Streptophyta; Magnoliopsida; Poales; Poaceae
Product: lipoyl synthase, mitochondrial
Exons: 4
Coding region: 128-1273 (381 amino acids)
Biological process (GO): lipoate biosynthetic process
Cellular component (GO): mitochondrion
Molecular function (GO): lipoate synthase activity; 4 iron, 4 sulfur cluster binding
Source: RefSeq, a predicted model, not a curated record
UCCAGUGCCCAAAACGCUCCACGGGGAUUUCGCUUCCAUCUUCAACUUCGUCACCAAACAAACUCCAUCUCGUCUCCCACCGCUGCCGUCCCCACACCGCACCACGGCCGCCGGCGGCGCCGCAGCCAUGCACGGCCGCCGCCACCUCGCGGCAUCCCUGGCGCGGGCCCUGGCCCAGGCCCCCUCCCGCUCAAUCUCCUCCACCCCGUCGCUCCUCCAAACCCUCGACUCGUCCGUACCCUCGCCUCCGUCGGAGGGGCGGCUCGCGGAGCUGCGCGCGCGGCUGCAGGCGGACGCGCCGUCGCUGGGGGACUUCACGUACUCGGUGGAGGUGGGGACGCGGAAGCGCCCGCUGCCCAAGCCCAAGUGGAUGAAGGAGACUGUGCCGGGGGGCGCCAAGUACGCGGCCAUCAAGGCCAAGCUGCGGGAGCUGAAGCUGCACACCGUCUGCGAGGAGGCGCGGUGCCCCAACCUCGGCGAGUGCUGGUCCGGCGGCGAGACCGGCACGGCCACCGCCACAAUUAUGAUCCUUGGGGACACCUGCACGCGCGGCUGCAGAUUCUGUAAUGUCAAGACAUCUCGAACUCCCCCUCCACCAGAUCCUGAUGAGCCUUCCAAUGUCGCUCAAGCUAUAGCCUCAUGGGGCCUUGAAUAUAUCGUCAUCACGAGUGUGGACCGGGACGAUUUACCUGAUCAGGGCAGCGGUCACUUUGCUGAAACAGUACAGAAGUUAAAGGCUUUGAAGCCAGAAAUGCUUAUUGAAGCACUUGUACCUGACUUCCGUGGAGAUCCAAGCUGUGUAGAGAAGGUUGCAACUUCUGGGUUGCAUGUUUUUGCACACAACAUUGAAACAGUGGAAGAGCUGCAAAGAAGUGUCCGGGACUAUCGUGCAAAUUUCAAACAAUCUAUAGAUGUUCUGAAAAUGGCAAAAGAGUAUGCUCCUCCUGGUACCCUUACAAAGACAUCAAUAAUGCUGGGUUGCGGGGAGACUCCGGAUCAAGUUAUUAGCACCAUGGAAAAAGUGCGGGCAGCUGGUGUUGAUGUUAUAACAUUUGGCCAGUACAUGAGGCCAUCGAAACGUCACAUGCCUGUUUCCGAGUAUGUUACACCUGAAGCUUUUGAGAAGUAUCGGGCCCUUGGUGUUGAAAUGGGUUUCCGUUAUGUCGCAUCUGGGCCGAUGGUUCGGUCCUCCUACAAGGCUGGUGAGUUCUACAUCAAAGCUAUGAUUGAAGCCGAUCGAGCAAAAGGAUCCACUGCAGAGUCAAGUGCAUAGUUGACGUUGCCUCCGCCCCUUGACAUUGCUAUGCUGCAAAUAAGCUCCCCACUGCUUUGUGGCCGGAAGGCCAUGCUGAUUUGUGCCACCAUUGCAACCCCACAUUUAUUUUUAUCAUAGAAUAACUCCUGCUGGCUCCUUUGUGCCACUCCGCAUUGCGUCGCGCUCCCUCGCGAGUUGAAAUACUUGUGCUUCAGCAGAUCGAUUUCCCCCCCUUUUUGUGUUCAGGUUCAUUUCUGUUGUAACAUCAGUUAGGCCAUGGCCUCCUUUGUAUUUUGAUUGUACAGAAUGUGAAUACAGGGCUUGCAUUGGAA